UUAUUUAAUUGUCAACUUGAUUUAGAACAAGUGGUACAAACUACAAAGUAGUGCGGAUUUUUUUCGUUUACUGCAGAUGUUAAGUGAAAUUAGUACUUUUAUAAGCACUGAGCACUGCUUCGAUGCAAUGCGUGCUGGACAAACACAAAGAAGUAGGUUUCGUUCAUCCUAACGCAUGGCAAGGAUGGCCGCGUCUGGUUCCGAAAUUGAUGACUUCUUGAACGGGCCUCUUGUUUCGUGGCUAAAGUCAUGUCUUCCAAGUCCAGAUGCUGUCACAGAGUAUUCAUCUCUGUUCAAUGGAGACAUCUUACAUCAAGUGUACCUUCAGAUAGACCCGGAGCCAUCAUGCCAUAUCACAAAACUUGCUGGGCUGGAAGACCAAGCCCUGAUAUUAGGUAGAGUAAAGAACUUUGAUGCCAUUAUAAAAAAUGUGAAAAGUUUGUAUGAAGAAGAGCUUGGUAUGACACUCUUGGUUGUUCCUGAAUGUAUAUGCUUGGGAAAAGCACCAGAAUCAAGAGAGGGCCUGGAAACCAUGAAGCUUUUGAUCUUGCUUCUCCUUGGUGCAGCAGUACAAUGCCCUAACAAAGAACUAUUCAUCACCAGAAUUAAAGAACUCAAUGUUGAUCUGCAGCAUAAUAUUGUGGAAUGCAUUAAACAAGUUACAGACAUGCAAACUGUGGUAUUGACGCCAGACGCCAUCGAUCUUUUUCAAUCACCGACAAUGUUUAAUCACAUGCGUCGGCUAGCUAAAGAACGCGAUCACUACCUACAAAACUGGGCUUCCUUAGUACUUCACGAAGGUUUGUGUGAGAAUGACAAUGAGAACAAAAAUGGAAAGAAUAGGUCUACACAGAAUGUCAAUCAAAAUAAUGGCGAUAGUCAACAUCUUGCUGUGGAGCUGGCAGAUUGGAAAGCACGUCUGAGGAAGCAAAGACAAGAAUUGGAGGAAAAAUCCGAACAGUUGUCCGAAUGUCGGGAAGAAUUAGAACACACCAAGCUAGUGCUAGCCAAGUUACGCUCUGACAGCCAAGAAUGGUUCAAUGAAGCUAGAAAAUCAGCAGGCUAUAGAGAUGAGGUUGAUGCCCUCAGGGAAAAGGCUGAGCGAUGUGAUAGGCUAGAACAAGAAAUCCAGCGCUACCGUGAUCGUCUGGCGGACGCGGAGUACUACAAAACUAGAGUUACAGAACUCCGUGAAGAUAAUAAAGCUUUAAUGGAAACAAGAGAUGCCUUAGAAGAACAACUACAAAGGGCACGGAAACGCGCCGAACAAUGCCUUACUUUAGAGGCAGCUAUGAUCAAAUUAAAGAGGGAAGCUAAUGAUAUUGCAUUGGAAAGAGAUGCAGAUCAGCAGAAAAUCCAGGAACUUAUUGAAGAAAACAAUCAUCUGCAAUAUAUAACAAAAUCAGUAUUAAGUGAAAGCAAUAAUAGUAAUUUAGAUACGGACAACGAAGGCGAGAGCACGCUAGAAUCUGGCGAGAAUAGCUUAUCAGAACAAUUGACUAGUAAUGCUCAAGCUAGGGCCUUAAAACUAGAACUUGAAAAUAAAAGACUUUUAUCAACUAUAGACAGCCUUCGAGAACAAACGUUACUAGAGAGUAGCGAUAAAGUACUUGAGCUAGAAAAGGAAAAGAAAAGAUUAACUCUAAAAUGUGAACAGCUUCAGGAAAACUGUAACAGACUUAUGCAACAAAACUCUGAGUUAGAAGAAGUGUUCCGAAAUGCUCUAGAAGAAAAUAGAAAGUUACAAGAUUCAUUUGAUAGCCAAAAGACAUUUAUAGAUCGGCAAGCUAUUGAUAGAGAUUCAGAAAAGAACAAAUUACAAGAUUUCGAAAAGCAUUUGGAAUCUAUAACCAAAGAUAAACAAAGAAUUCAAAUGUUAUGUGACUCUAUUCAAAGAAGAGCAGAUGAACUAGAAAAGUCUUUGGAUGCCAGAACCAAAGAGCUGAACAUUUUAAAGCCUGAAGCUGAUAAAGUCACUGGCCUCAUAAUUCAAACCGAGGAAUUAAAAACGAAAUUAACAUACAGUGAAAGGGACACACACAAUUUGCAGAGAGAAGUUAAUAAGUUACGAGAAGCUGUUGAAGAAAAAGAUGUAUGUCUUGAUAAACUUACAACCGAAAUUGAACUAAAAAAGAAGGAGUUGGAGAGAUUAACAAGAGAAUUAGAAAUAAGUCACACUAUGACAAGCAAACUUCAAGACUUGGAACAAAAGACUCAAGAGCUUAAAUCACAAAAGAAAGUAGACUCAGAAACUAUUCAAACAUUGCAGAAAGACCUUAUUUCUGAAAAGGUCAAUUUUGAUAAACUAAGAAAUUGUAUGGAUAAACUUGGCAUUAAUGCAACAGAAAUAUUAAGUAGAGAUGUUAGCAUAGAAGAUUUAUUGGAAAAGGUCAUCACAAAUACUGAUCACGAAGGAUUGAUAUCAGAAAUAGCAGCUAAGGCUAACUUAAUGAAAUUGGUUCCAUGUGAUUGUAACCAUGACAAUAUUAACGUAAAUACUCAUGAUGACAUAGUAAAUCCUCAAAUAGAGCAGCUUACGUCAGAUCUUGCGACAUUGCAGGCGUCACUAGAAAGCAGUCAAGCUGAAAAUGCUAAACUGCAAGUAAACAUUGCAACUUUAAACUCUCAGAAUGGUUCGUUGAUAUCUCAACAAAUGACUUUACAGCUAGCCAAUAGCCAACUUGCUGCUGAAAAAGAAGAGAUUAUCAAACAGUUGGAAGUUUUAAAGGAUAAACAAGACAACCUUCUGCGUGAUCAAGUUGCUCUACAGACACUUCAUGAACAACUGAAUACUGAAUAUGAAACCCUGCUUAGUGAAAGAGAACCUGUUAAAAUCGCUGUCAGAGAUCUAAAACUUGAAAAUCGUGAAUUGAAAGAAAAGUUGGCACAGUAUGAGAAAAAGGUGUCAGAUUUCGAAGCAGAAAGAGAAAACUUAAAAAUUGAGUCCAGAAACCUAGUUAACCUUAGAGCUGAGCAUUCUAAACUUAAGGACGACUUCAGGAACCUCUUUACAGCAAGUGAUAGACUGAAAAAUGAAUACAGAAAUAUGCAAGAAGAAUAUAGAAAUCUAAGGAGUGAAGUUACUCAAUUGAAGUUAAGGAAUACUGAGAUAUCUGGUGAAGUCAACACUAAGGUUGAAAUUAUUACUAGUAUGGAGUUAGAAAUAAAUAAGACUAAUCAACAUUGUGAGAUGUUAAUUCAAAUGAAUAAGAGUUUAGAUGCAGACAGGCGUUCAUUGAUGGAUCAUGUGUCACAACUGUUGACUCAAUAUCAUGAACUACUUGCUCACUCACUAAAAGAUAAACAACAUUAUCAUGAAGAAGAAAAGAUGUUUGCAGAUAAAGUAAAUGCGUUGUGUCGUCAGAAAGAAAAAUUAGAAGAAAAAAUUAUGGAACAUUACAAAAAAUUGGAUAACUGCACUACAAAAAGACGUGGUUUUGGUGCGUCAUUUGUCAAAAGGGUGCGUAAAGCUGGAACAGAUUUAAUAAAUAAAGUGCCAACAAGAAACAAUAAACGAAUUGAAGACGCGAGUCGAUCAAAAUCUCAGCUUACGUUGGCUGGAUCAGAAUCGGGUGAAUCAGAUCCUGGUAGUCAAGAGUUAGAAAAAAUUUCUAAAAGUUCUGAUCAAGAUCAAGGCUCUUCAAAUCCCAGUGCAGAAUCCCCAAGGCAUAGCAUAGAUUCUAGUUUCACAAGAAGAUUUGAUGACAAACUAUUGAAAAAAUCGGAUAACAUUGACAUGAGUGGAUCAAUUCCAAGUUUGGAUUCAACUAGAUUGACCAGUGAAAGUAAUUUUGUGCGAAGACUUUCUGGAACAUCAAUACACAGCGGCGGAGGCGACGAUGCGCUUAUCAGAGCAUCGUUGAGAAGACGACCACAUAAAGCAGUUCCACCAACGCACAGAAAUAGUUUCCAAGGUCUAGAAGGUGACACAGUACUGCCGGCAGCUUCAACACCAACUCCAUUUGGUACUGCAGGGACGAGGCGUACGGUGUACGUAGCAGAUGAAGAUGCUAGUGCUAAUUUGAAUACUAAACCACAAAGUACGCCUAUCAAAGAAAAUCCAACUUACUUGGUAUACAAUCGAAUUUCCACUGUAAUUGGUGAUGGAGCCUGUCAAAGCAUGAACGAUCGACCACCCACAGAUCAACACAGGUCAAUGUCAGAACAUCCGAGAACUGCAGUAGAAGAGAGCUUGCCGGAAAGAGACGACCUAAGGAAUGAUAGAAGAUCUAUAAAUCGGAAUGAGAAAACUGAUAACUCGAAAGAAUCUGCAAUUUGGUACGAGUAUGGUUGCGUAUGAGGUAUUUUUUGAAUGUUUAUUAACUAAUUUAGGAAGGAUGUUUGAAGUAUAAUACAGACUGAUGAGAUGCCUUGUAUUUUGAUAUUCGAUAUGAUCGCGCGGUUGGAAUAUUGCAUACAUGCUUAAGAUAAAUUGGCAAUGUUUUGAUAAUGUGAUAAAAUACAUUGUACUUUAUUUUGAAACCAGUAUUAGUUGGCAUUUAAUUUGUUGAUAUGGGUGACAAUAAAUUUCCUGUUUAGCUUUAAAACCUGUAACGUAAACAUCUAUGACACAACAAAUAUCAGUAAAUGUUAGACAGCAUAGUAUAUAAAAUUAAGUUUUCGUAGUCUUGAUGCAGCAGCAAUUAAGGCAGCUUAUUAUUUUGAAAUAAUAAAAUUAAGUACAAACUUAAUUUAUUUAAAAACAAAACGUACGAAUGAUAGUUAGACACUUAUAAAAAGAUGAUGCUUGAUAUUUAUUUCAAACUUUAAUUUCUUCCCAAAACUAAUUAAGAAGAACAGUUUUUAAAUAUAUCUUCCAAUAGAAUCAUGUUACUAAGCUACUAACAGGGCCACAAGGAUAAUGCGGCCUGUUUUUCUUCUUUUACAACAUUUAUGCUUAGUUAGAAGUUAUUUUACUGUAAUUGUAGCAUUAACAAACCAUAUACUAUAAAACUUUUUAAAAGUAACGAUGUAAUAGCAACGUAGCUUGCUACAAUAGUGGAAUUUUAUUUUACAGGACCAAAUAAUUUAAUAUUUUAGAUUAUAUCAAGUUUAUUAACAUGACUUUUUGAGACUAAUACUCAAUCUUAUUUUGAGGCUAUACAUCUUAUCAAUAAAAAUAUGUAAAUCUUUUUUAUUCAUGUAAAUAUAAGUUUAAUGUUUAGUUUUAUUAAAAAAAUACCGCUAUUUUGUGAUGUUUUCUAAGUUUAUAUUUCCUUGCCAGUGAUAUCUGUGACUUCUGAAAUACGUAAUAUUAUUGUAUUAUCGUUUCUCAGUGAAUGUGUUUGAUAGGCGAUCUUUCCGUACUCUAUGUACCUCAGGCUACUAAAUGUCGAAAAGAUAUUACACACAUAUUUAUGUAGACUACAUCAUUCUAAAUUUAAUGAACAUAAUGAAAUCUCGCGAAGGAAUAUCCAGAUCAAUAUGACUGUAAUUUUAUAGAGUACUAAGUUAAACAAGGAAGUUCUUCAAAUUGAUAUUUAUAUAAUCUAAGCAAAAUAAAUUACAUUGAUAAAUUGGUUUUAUUAAUUUACAGUGAUAAAGGUAGAAUGAAAACUUUAGGAUGAGAAUCGAAUUGGUACUGAAUGCUUUGAAUUUAAAACAUUUCUCGUUUAAAAUAGCACUCUGUAUCUAUGUUACAUAAACAUUGCUUAUGAACAAAAUAAUAAUAUGAUGUAAUACUGAGCUUAUGACACAUGUAUUAGGUAAAGUUAUGUAUUCUAUCCAAAUACUGGCAAUCUAUUAAGUUUACCAUCAGCUUUUGGUACAUAUUGUAUGAUGUCAAAUACUUAUAUUAUGUGUGUCAAGUUCUUAUGUACAAAUAUACAUAUAAUAUUUGUAUAUCAUAUUUUAAAGUACUUAGUGUACCUAUUUGGUAUGUUUAUUUUUAGUUUCUUUUUAUGAAGAAGUUUAA
Messenger RNA from Spodoptera exigua (beet armyworm), 5914 nucleotides. The record is from the annotation of a GenBank genome assembly. NCBI's taxonomy places the organism in Eukaryota, Metazoa, Arthropoda, Insecta, Lepidoptera, Noctuidae.